Notolabrus celidotus (New Zealand spotty) is the source of this 2898-nucleotide messenger RNA. It is a transcript of the gene fbxw8, whose product is annotated as F-box and WD repeat domain containing 8. Gene Ontology annotation, cellular component: preribosome, large subunit precursor. The coding region runs from base 631 to 2613 and encodes 660 amino acids. Gene Ontology annotation, molecular function: protein binding. NCBI's taxonomy places the organism in Eukaryota, Metazoa, Chordata, Actinopteri, Labriformes, Labridae. The transcript has 12 exons. The record is from RefSeq and is a predicted model, not a curated record.
UCCUCAGGUGUCCUCGCCCGGUCACCACCACCACCGUCCCUCUGACUCCGCAGCUGAAGCUGUUCUCCGUCUCGCCGGCCGUCCAGCUCUUCUCCAGCUGGUCCCCGAUCCUUCUCAGGCGGGAGGCGAGCAGCUGAGCCACGGAGCACGUGUCACAUGAUGUGGGGUUUACAUCAUCUUCUCCCAAAAGAGGGAUGCAAUGGUUAACUCCUGAAUUUCUCCUGUCUGGAUUGAUCUGGGCAGUCUUUUGUUACAGGGGUGUUGGGACAUUGUGUUCUUUUCUAUUAUUUAUACAUUUUGAUAUUCGUACUUUCUAUUAUUUAUAAACAGAAAUUCCCCAUCUGCAUGAAUGAGCAAUAUUUGCAUUCAGAUUAAGAAUAACUGUAAGUAAUGGCCACCAAACGUAUAUCUUAAUUGUAAAAAGUUGCGUCCAUAAUAAAGCUGCGGAAUAAAAAACACGCGGAACUAAUGUACAGCAGCAAGUUGUCCCUCUUCGGAGUGUUUACAAAGACGGACGCGUUUUUGUUUUGCGUCGGUGUAGCCCUCUGGUUCCCCCCAGUUGUUGGGACGACUAUAAAAAUACAGUUUUUAAGUGAAGUUGUGAAUUCAUUUUAAUAAUGCGAGUUAAAUAUGGACGAAGAAGAGCUUGCUGCGUUCAGGAAGCGUUGGAAACAAGAGUUGUCGAGUAAGGACGAUAAGCAGCAGCUUAACUGUGCUUCUUCCCCUCCUCAGUCAAGCAAAGGAGACUUACAAAACAGGUAUUUUGAAGAUUUAGAAAACCUCAACCAUCCCUGUAGUGCCUCACAACCAGAAGAGAGUAAAUGCUCUGAGAAGAAAAGGUGUGCUGUUGAAGGAAGAGGAAAAGAUGCUGCAAAGCCCGAAGAUCAGCCUGAAUAUGUGUCAAUCGCGCACAGUCUGCUGGAUGGGAGGACCAGUCCUCUACUGGACAGGAUUCAGAAGGAGAGAAGCAGGAGAAAGAGACAGUAUCAGAACAUGACUGAUGUUUGCAGAUCAUCCCUGCAGCAGCAGCAGCAGCAAGCAAAGAGGAAAAUCAAGACAGAUGAAGAGCUGGUGGAUCAACUGAUCCAGGAUCUGAAUGAAGUCAAUGACAUUCCCUUCUUUGAUAUCGAGCUGCCGUAUGAGUUAGCGUUGAAGAUAUUCCAAUAUCUGGACCGUACUGAGCUCGGCAGGUGUGCACAGGUGAGCCGGGCAUGGAGAACUCUUGCAGAGGACAGUGUCCUGUGGUACAAGAUGUGCACAGGGGAGGGUUUUCACCAGGAAGCCAGCGUGUCCGACUCCCCCUGCUGGAAGAGCACACUGCGAGACUGCAGGAACUCAGCCAAAUCUGUGUGCUCCAACUGGAAGAAUCGAGUGGGAUCCAUCAGCCAGCUGCAGUUCGAGCUGGGGAAGGUGCUAUGUGAUGUCAGCUCCUGUGACAACUUUGUCUUAGCUGGGUACACGUCUGGUGAUGUGAGGCUGUGGGACACGCUGCACUGGGACUCAACAGCUUCUUACCUAAAGACAAACAGCCUGUCAGCCAACUCUGAACCCAGACCUCAUGUCAGUCACGUCCAGGUUAACAGCACAGUGGCUGCUGCUGCUUAUGAAGACGGCUGUGUGGACCUGUGGAGCACGGAGACAGGUGGAGAACCAAUCUACCACUACCAGACUCCGGAGAGGGUCCAGAGUCUGGCCCUGAGCCAUGACAGCCCCGUCCUGUGCUCAGCCGCUGGGGCUGAUGUCCGACUGGACCGUGCUGAUGACCGUGGCUACUGGAGGACGCUCUGCAGGACUCAGCUACCCAAACUUGUAGAGAGUCUGGUUUUGGUGCCAGGUAAGGGGCAGCAGUUCCCGCUGGCAGUGCUGUCAGCAGGAGAGUCUGUGUACCUGCUGGACCCCCGGGAGGAGGAACCACAGACGCUUCACUCCGUCUACGGUCACCCUGUUACAUGCCUGGACGCUUCGGACUCUCAAGUUGCACUCGGAGUGAAGAGCUCAGGAUGGGCCAUGCACGAUGGAGGGAACAAGAUCCACAUCUACAGCCUGGAGACGAGCAAACCUGUGGUCUGUGUCGGUAACUCAACUGGAGAUUUCUCCUGCAUCAACCUGAGGGACAGCCCUCCUCACCUGCUGGUGUGUGGGAACAAAGACAGGAGGGUGAGGGUGUUCGACCUACGAGCCGGCUCCUCUGUGGCGUCCCUGUACGCCCACCACCUGGGCGUCACCUCGGUUCAGGCGGACGACUGGAAGAUUGUAAGCGGCGGAGGCGAAGGGUUGGUGUGUGUGUGGGAGAUGAGGAUGGGAGCCAAGCUGUGGGAGAUGCACAACAGGCAUCCUGUACGGCAUGUCCGCUUCAACACCAGCACCCUGCUCACAGCCAACGUCCCCGAUGACAAGUCGCCACGGGGAGCCUGCAUCACAGACGAUGACCUCACAGCUCACCGCAGACACCGAGGAGUCAUCUGCCAUUACGACUUCUCUGAGGACGCGCUGUCUCAGGAUCACAUCCUGCCGAUCUGCAGGUCCGACUACAUCGAGUCGCACGGAUACAACUACAACAUCGGCCUGGCUGUGCCUUACGACAGACUGUCCGGAUCCCAUCCCUCCCACUGACCUCCAGUUAACAAGCUGCCACUGAGCGGACGACAGAAACUUUGACCUUUGAUUAGUUUGAUUCUCCAAACUGUACCCCUUUAGUUUAAUACUUUUAAGUUUUCUAUUUGAAUCAAACUCUCAUUGUAUAUUAUGUGUACACGUGUAGGUAUCUGUCACUUUAAUGGUUGAUUGCAUCUGCAGUAAACUAUAGCUGUAAAAUUAUGGAUUUUAAUUGUUUACUCUGAUUUGAAUCAGUGCUGCUGUGAUCUCACAGCAAUAAAACAGCUCAUUACUUCUACCUCA